Molecule: messenger RNA, 540 nt
Organism: Mercenaria mercenaria
Lineage: Eukaryota; Metazoa; Mollusca; Bivalvia; Venerida; Veneridae
Product: tripartite motif-containing protein 66-like
Exons: 1
Coding region: 1-540 (179 amino acids)
Biological process (GO): positive regulation of DNA-templated transcription
Cellular component (GO): chromatin; nucleoplasm
Molecular function (GO): zinc ion binding; ubiquitin-protein transferase activity
Source: RefSeq, a predicted model, not a curated record
AUGGCGCAAAGAGGAGACAUUUCUCAACAAGAAGCAGCUGGCCAAGAAGAAAAUGUCGAUUUAACAAGUCAGGUAUUGACACAUUUCUGUCAGCCAUGUUCAAACAACAGUAAAGAAACAACUGCCGAUGUGUUCUGUCUAACUUGUAAAGAGUUUCAAUGUCAGGACUGUUCAAAUGGGCAUAAAACUUACUCAUUCAUGAAAAAUCAUAAACUGUUUGAUGCAAGUGCUGCACCAGAAAUGACAAUCGCUUAUGAUAUGAACGGCUUAGACCGGUGUGGAAAACAUGACAAACUUGUUAAGUUUUUCUGUAUGGAUGACAGGAAAUUAUGCUGCAGUACGUGUGCCAUUAUUGAACACAGAAAAUGCUUUUGCGUUGAUGAAAUCAAAAAAAACAUCGCCUCAGAUCAAAGUGACAUCAAUACGCUAAAGGUAAAUAUAAAUAAUUUGAAACAAAGAAGUGAAGCUGCGGUUAGAUAUUCGAUACACAGUGAAAAGAACUUGCAAGAACAAGUUAAAAAUUUGUUUGAGCAUCUAUAA